Acytostelium subglobosum LB1 is the source of this 252-nucleotide messenger RNA. RefSeq lists its product as hypothetical. The transcript has a single exon. The annotation marks the transcript as partial. NCBI's taxonomy places the organism in Eukaryota, Evosea, Eumycetozoa, Acytosteliales, Acytosteliaceae. The record is from RefSeq and is a predicted model, not a curated record.
CCUUACUAUCAGAAAGCAGUUAACUUAGGACAACGAUUAGAAGCUAAUAAUAAGAAUAUAAAGGUUGAAGGUGUUGCUGUGCAUAGGAAUCAAUGGCAAGAGACAUUGCAAGAGAGGAAAGAACAGUAUGGUGGCAAGGCAGUCUAUCAUGGAACAUGUCCCAUCAUUGAAGAAGGUUGUAGCGAAGACGCUGUCAAGUUUGUAGGUGGAUAUGCCGAGUUCCUCAAUGAAGCCAGGAAGAGGAACUAUCGC